AUGAAUUUACACAAUAAUAAAGAACUUAGUGAUCUUCUCGAUCUCAAUGCUGUGAAACAUCGAAGUCAUUUUUCCAAUAACGUUGCCCAUCCUUCAUCAUCUUCUGCAUUAUCCUCAUCGAUGCUACCAUCAACAAUUCAUUUUCCAAAUGGAUCUCAAAUUCCUCCCGCUUCGACCAAUGCCGAAGGUAUUUAUCCAGCUAAUGCUAACAAAGAAUUUUGGACACCAUCAGCAACUUACGACGAGCCGAUCUACGACGGAAAUUACAGCAAUCGUGAUAUUCUCCAUCCAUUUAUUACAUCCGAACCAUUAAAUCGUUCGAGUGACUUUCCAGCAUCGAAUUCGACAACACGAACAUCAACAAAUGAUUUGACAUAUUCCGAUAAACUUAAUGAAAAAGCUCGCCGAUCGACGAAUGUUUAUACAGGAGAGGAUUACAAUCCAGAAAAUUCGGCAAGAUAUCCAACAGGAAAGUCUGUCUAUGGAAAUGAAAGCAAUUAUUUCGUCGAUGGUCAGAAUGCUCAUCCAUGGAUAGGACCACCAGGAACUUAUCUUCCUAAUGAACAUGGUACAUUUACUGAUGCCAAUGGCACAUGUUUACCAUCAAUGGCAAGUUUUCGACCACAAGUACCAACGCCGUACACGAGUAAUGGCAAUGAACAAACAGUACAAACUGGAGAAACACUCGGCAAAGCAUUGCAAUCUAUUUAUCCAAAUGAACAUCCCUAUUCAACAUCAGCAUCAACACCUGUCGCAUCACCACCAGUAAAUGGAUCUAGUCAACCAUGGAUCAAUGCAGCACAGACGUAUCAUCCACUUCCGCCAAGAUUAGAUGUAGAUGAUACAUUUCGAGCAAACGAUUUUCAUCACUAUUAUCCUGGCUAUCACCAUCCACAUUCCACUGGACCAUAUUCAAAUUUCCUCAGUCAUCCACCAACGACAACAACGACGACGUCGGAUAUCUCUGCCCGAAGUCGACAUCAUGAUCCAUACUUAAAUUAUGGCAAUCCAGCAUCUUCAUCUUCAUCGACAUCAUCGAAUGAUGCCAACCAUACAUCGAUGAACCCAGAUUUAAAGCUCGAAUGUCUUGACAAAGUUAAAGUUAACGUUGAGAAUAAACCGCCAGCCACCAAUGGUGCGACCCAAUUAACCACAGGUAAACUAAACGACUUCAACCUUCGACAUGAUAUAUCAGAAGAGAAUGCGGCACCGUUGACAAUUGCUGUUGGUGGUGCGAGUGGAACACAUGCAGGACCAAUAUCGUCUUCGUCAACAAAAUUACGAAAUUCAUUGACAUUAAGUCCAAAUAGUCAUUUAAAUUUAUCGUAUAUGCGUGGCGGGCCACCGUCGGAAGAGAGUAUCGAUCCAAAUGAAACACCUGAAGAACGCGAACGUCGAGAGAAAGAUCGGCGCGCAGCGAACAAUGCUCGAGAACGAUUACGUGUCCGAGACAUCAAUGAUGCAUUUAAAGAACUUGGCCGUAUGUGUGCCAUUCAUAUGCGAAACGAUAAACCAGUUACUAAGCUGGGUGUGCUUCAACAAGCAGUUAAUUUGAUCACAACACUUGAACAACAAGUUCGAGAACGAAACCUGAAUCCAAAAGCUGCAUGUUUACGCCGUCGAGAAGAAGAAAAAUCUGAAGAUCAUAAUGGAAAUAUGAACCUAAUGACUUCUCAAGCUCAAAUCCUAAUGCCAACAGAAUCAUCAUCGAUUGAUGGAGCAAAUUUCAUGGAACAAAUGCAUCCAUCGAUCCCACCAUCAUAUUGGCAGCAAUAA
Messenger RNA from Adineta ricciae, 1776 nucleotides. NCBI's taxonomy places the organism in Eukaryota, Metazoa, Rotifera, Eurotatoria, Adinetida, Adinetidae. The record is from the annotation of a GenBank genome assembly.